CAAACAAGAUCAAUCACUUGGCCACAUCGCAGCUAUAAUCUACUAGCGCUACUACACUAGAAGCAACCAUAUAAGCAAAGAAGAGACAAGAAGAACAAGAUCAUGUACCACCAUAACCAUGGCGAGGUGGCCAGCCUUCACUUCCUCCAGCCUCCAAAUCCUUCCCGCUCCUUCGCCACUCACCACCACAUGAACAUGGCCUUGCCGCCUGAGGCCUACUUCCCUCCCUCCUUUGAUCCUACCGCUCUACUUGCCAGCGACGAUGUGGCAGCUGCCUUUGAGUUUGACACUAUUCUUGAAGAAGCGGCUCACCAUGCCAGCGGCAAUGGCUCACCCAGCUCAGGCUCCGACGCCGUUAACUACUGCCAAUUGGGUGGUGCUGACUCUGGCGUCGGAGGUGCGGAGGAGGAAAGGAGGAGGAGGCGGAUGGUAUCGAACCGGGAGUCGGCGCGGCGGUCACGCAUGCGUAAGCAGCGGCAGCUGAGCGAGCUGUGGGCGCAGGUCACCCACCUCCGUGGCGCCAACCGCCGCCUCCUCGACGAGCUCAACGGUGCAUUGAGGCAGUGCGCUGACGCCUGCCGCGAGAGCGCCAAUCUCAGGGACGAGAAGGCCGAGCUGACCAAGAAGCUCGAGCAGCUGUCGGAGCAAUCGGUGCCAGAAGAGAAGGCCGCCUCGAGCAAUCACAGUAGCUGCUCCUCGGAGACAUGCUGCAAGGAGAGCACCACUGUUGCUGCUUCUAUUGAAUGAAUAUUGUUAUACUCGAAUUAUCCACCCAGAUUUUUACUUGAGAGGAUAACAACUACUAUAUCAAUAAGAACAUGCAUGUAAAACUAAACAAUGAUAUAUAAUUAUUUAAUGGCGAUGCCUGGGAUCAGCAUGCACCCUGCA
Molecule: messenger RNA, 888 nt
Organism: Lolium rigidum
Lineage: Eukaryota; Viridiplantae; Streptophyta; Magnoliopsida; Poales; Poaceae
Product: bZIP transcription factor 11-like
Exons: 1
Coding region: 103-747 (214 amino acids)
Biological process (GO): regulation of DNA-templated transcription
Molecular function (GO): DNA-binding transcription factor activity
Source: RefSeq, a predicted model, not a curated record